This is a messenger RNA of Panicum virgatum (switchgrass), 935 nucleotides long. RefSeq names its product dehydrin DHN1-like. The coding region runs from base 78 to 683 and encodes 201 amino acids. The record is from RefSeq and is a predicted model, not a curated record. NCBI's taxonomy places the organism in Eukaryota, Viridiplantae, Streptophyta, Magnoliopsida, Poales, Poaceae. The transcript has a single exon.
ACCCCUGCUCCCGACGAUCCGAGACCGAGAGAGAGAGAGAGUUUGCAUGGUUUGCGGCGCCAAGAAGCUCGUUAAAUAUGGACAUCCUGGAUCACUCGGACGAUGAGGAGGAGCAGGGCCGGUACGCCACCAGCAGCGGCAGGAGGCCAGGCUCCAGGUUCGGCGCGCGGCGGCUGAAGCGCAGGCCCGGCGGAAGCCACCACCACUCGCUGCUCAUGGACUGCGUCGGCGGCAGCGGCGGCGACGUGGACGGCGCGUCGGAGGAGACCGUGCCGCUGCCGGACUACGAGCGGCUCUCACAAUCCACGCGCCUCCCUGAAGACCCUCCCGGUGACGAUGCCAAGAACCCGCCGCCGGCUCCGGUGGCGCCGGAGCAGCUGAAGGCGCCGGCAAAGCAGGCGGCGGCGUCCCCGCCGCAGCCUCCCCCGCCGCCGCCGACAACGCAGCAGCAGCAGCAGAAGCCGGCGGCGUGGAGGCUGAUCGAGUACGUGCGGUCCAGGCACAAAUCGGGGGGCGCCGGGGCCGCCAGCGGGUGCGGCGCCGCGUCGGACGGCGACUCGAAGAGCUCCGAGGAUGGCAACGACGGCAGCGAGGACGGGAAGAAGGACAAGGCUAAGAAGAAGAAGCGGUCGUCGUGGCUGCCGGACCCCGACCGCCGGUGGCCGGUGCAGGGCUUCUACUAGCGAGCGCGAGCUCGCGUACGCCGUCCUCUUCGCAGUCUCGUCGGUCAAAGUAAAAUCGUUAAAGGUCAUGAUGCGUCUCUGACUCGUGCAUUGGUCCAGUUUUUCUCUUCAUUUUCCUUCGUCUCGCUGUGGGUUUGCAAUUUGCAAUGCCAAUGCAUGGAGAAAAAUUAACAAACAUGGCAUGCUUUUGGCCUGUAUGACAACAAUGUAAUAAUCUUUUCUAGAAAUGCAAGGCAGCAUCUUUUCUCCACA